Molecule: messenger RNA, 2988 nt
Organism: Anopheles merus
Lineage: Eukaryota; Metazoa; Arthropoda; Insecta; Diptera; Culicidae
Product: serine protease persephone-like
Exons: 2
Coding region: 1734-2876 (380 amino acids)
Biological process (GO): proteolysis
Molecular function (GO): serine-type endopeptidase activity
Source: RefSeq, a predicted model, not a curated record
ACCAGCUAUAGUUGCACUGUAGAAGUGUGAUCGGGCCGACGCCAUCACGCGUUUUUCAAGUGGAGGGGACGAUGUUUCCACUGGAUUGGGUUUGGCGAAAAAAAAACUGGUUUGUUCUACCGCCCGUUUUUGAUGCGCUCAAACCUGCCGACACAAGGCACCGAAUCGUCUUCUUGGUAAGGUGGUUGUUGUUGUGGUUGUUGUUGUUGUGGUUGUGUGUUAAUGCGAUAUUUGUGUGGCUUGGUAAAGCUGGUCAGAGGCCACGUUUGAGCGGGAUGACAGAAUGCUCAGUGACCCGUUGAGACCCUGUUGGAGCGAUUAGAGCGGAGCGCUUGAUUACGUUUGCGUUUGCCGUUCAGCGCCGGUUUGCUUAUGCAACGCCGUCUCCCAUCCAACUGUCCAGCAAGUACACUUAGGCUCCUGCCCGGGAGUAAGGCGAGUUCGUUCGCGUGCAGUCUUCUUCAUUCCAUCCAUCCCGUCCGAAGUUCAGCUACUCGUAGCUAGUGCAAUGUAGCGUUUUGAAAAGCGAAAAGAACGACUCUUGAGCUGCAGAUGAACCCUGCUAGCUCCAAUGGAGCUCCACUCGUUCGAUGUUGCCCUCUCUAUGCUUUUGCUGCUCUGCUUGAACAAUGAUUUACAAUGACAGUUUCGCUAGAUGAAGCCGAUGCAGAGCACACAGACCAAUGGAGUAAACUCAGACUUCUUCCUUUCAAAUGGGGACUCUGCAGAGAUCACUCUGCACGAGCUUGUGACAUCCCCUAAAGUAGCUAGCCGAUAACACCCGUUAUCAUCUAGCUUUGCGUUGGUCCUUGGAAUUGUCUUCUCUCCCAAGCCGCAUCAGAAGAGCAAGAUGUAGUAAGGGCGCAUUCUGGAUCAAGGCCGAUCAAGUACUGCUGCACUUGGUCAAGGACCCGUGAAAGAGGCCGCACAGGCUCGAGCGAGCAGAGAAGACAUCUCCAGGAACUGAACUCUAGCAGUGUGAUUUCCAAAAAAAAAAACAAAACAAAACAAAACAAAACCCGGAACCACUGUUAUUGAAGCUCCAUCAAUCCCCACCUUGUGCAUUCGCGGUCGGUCUUCUUCAGCCUUGCCCCGCUCAAGGUUCGUUUACCGUGACCGUGACGGUUUCGGCGGCGGCGCGGGAGAGUGGGAAAGGGAGGGAGGGGGAUGCUGUAGAUGCCGCUUCUCGGUCGGAGCGAGAAGGCAAAUUCGGAGCCGGCCUGCGCUAUUUGCGCGAUAAAUAAACAGCGCACGCACACACAGGCGCACGCAGCGGGUUCGGGUUGGCCCGUUUGGUGCCUGCGGCCCGUCAGCCAGCGCCACAGUACCGCGUUGGCUGUUUGCGUCGAAGAAGCGUACGGUUUGCCGUUAAAUUCGCUGCGCAGCGUCGGUCGGCCGGUUUGGAACGCCAAUCGAACAGCAUCGAGCACGGCCGUGACGGUGUGCGUGAGCUCGGGUCGGAUCGAUUGUUUACAUCGAAUUAGGGUGUGCGCGGGAGGGAUUCCAUUACCCGCAAAUUCUCCCCCCCCCACCGGGCAGCUGUGUUUGCACGCGCGCCUCUCUGUCUGUGUGCGUGUGUGUUUGUGGAGGGUCGUUUGGUGGUACGCGGACGACCUUGCGUUUGAGCAGCAGCAGCAGCAGCAGCAGCAUCAGCCAGACCGAACUGUCAAGCCUGUCAGGGUUAAGUUCCGCAGGUGACAGUUCGGCAGGAACGGCUACAGCUACCAGGAGCGAUGAUCGGCGCAGAUGAUCGGCAGUGGCGGGUCACGCUGGCCCUGCUGGCGGUGCUGGGCGGGCACGUACUGCUGCUGGCCGCCGACCAGAUCCUGCUCGAGGACGACCCGAUGCUGUACGAGGGUGACGCGUGCGAGCUGCGGAACGGCACGGCCGGUCUCUGCCGACCGGCGAACCAGUGCGAGUGGGCGCAGGAGCGCCCGUGGCCACUGCACGAGCUGGUCACCUGCUCGUUCAACCAGUCGCUCCCGAUCGUCUGCUGCCCGGUGGGGCUCGAGCCCCGGCUCCAGGGCGGCACGGUGGCGAAGCGCAUCAGCGUCCGCCAGUGCGAGCAGUUCCCGAACGGGACCGGGCUGGCCGACCACAUCUUCAACGGGGUGGCGGCCCAGUUCGGCGAGUUCCCGUACAUGGCGGCGCUCGGGUACGGCGCACCGAACGGCACGGAGGCCGGCCUGCCCUCCCUGUUCCGCUGCGGGGCCUCGCUCAUCUCGUCCCGCUUUCUGCUGACGGCGGCGCACUGCUUGCGCGAGCGGCCCGUCUUUGCCCGGCUCGGCGUGCUCGAGCUGCAGCCGGCCCGGACCGUCGACGAGCCGCUGGACAUUGCGAUCCGGCAGGCGACCCCGCACCCGGACUACCAUGCCGUCACGUACCAGAACGACAUCGCGCUGCUCGAGCUGGCGGAACCGGUCACCGGCGACUGGCCGUUCGUCGAGCCGGUCUGCCUGUACACGAACGCGACCGGCGGCGGGCCGGAGGCGCUCGCCGGCCAGCCGCUCUCGGUGCAGGGCUGGGGCACGCAGCAGCCGGGCGACACCGAGCCGGCCGCCCGCCUGAUGAAGGCGAACGUCACCCUGGUGGAGCGGGACGCUUGCGCCGCCAGCAUACCGCGGACGCGCCGCAACCCGACCGGACUGCAUCCCGGCCAGCUGUGUGCGCUCGGGCGCAACGAGCAGAACGAAACGGUGGCCGACACCUGUCCGGGCGAUUCGGGCGGCCCGCUGGCGCUGAACGUGGACGGGCGCCACUAUCUGGUCGGCAUCACGUCCAGCGGCUACUCGUGCGGUUCGCCCAUCCCGGGCAUCUACACCGAGGUGGCGCGCUACCUCGACUGGGUCGAAUCGAUCGUGUGGCCGGACGUGUGACCGUCGUCGCAUUGUACAUCACAACAAAAAAACAAUGCCCAAACUAAAGGCAAGAUUUAUCUAGGGUGUAAUGUACUCGUUUGUAAUAAAAUUACUCAUAAUUGAUACGGAA